AUGGCUCGCCAAAACUAUGGAGUCUCUUGGCGCAAGCACUCAGCAAUAUUAUUAGUGGGUUGCUCCAGCUACUCGAGCAUGACAAACGUAUAUAUUCUUGGCCUCUCCUACACCAACUCCACACCAUCGGGCUUAGGCCCAGUCGAGAAGAAACUUUCUGAGACGCUGAGUGGUUUCAAAGGUGACGCCCAGCUUGAAGUCCGAACAGGCUACUUCGGGAUGUGUGUGCGCCAGCGUGGGGUCCUCUGGCUCUGUAGUGCCGACACGGAUGGCCUUGCACAGCAGAUCGGGCCCGAGAAUGAUGCCCUGAAUCUCAUAGGCGCAGCAUCGAAGUUCAGAAAUGAUGUCCUGUUCUCCGGGCUGUUUUUAAUGGCCAUCGUCCUCUCCUUCUUUAGCGCCCUGCUGAUGGCUACCUUCCCCGGCUGGCGCAAGGAGCGCGACGAUUCAGGCGGUUCAGGCGGUUCAGGCGUCCAAGUUAAGACUUUUCCGUCUCGGCCCGUCUCGCAGGCCGCCCUGUCAUGCGCCUCCGUCGCCGCAACCCUAUGCCUAGUUGCCAGCCUCUGGCAGCACGUAGGCUCGGUGGGUGCGGCUGCGAUGGCGGAGACCGCAAACUAUGGCAAUUUGAAGACCGAUAUUGGGGUUGGUGCGAUAGCGAUGGCGUGGAUCGGUUUUUCGCUCAUGGUAUUGGUGGCGAGUGCGUUACUGACCAUGAUCCAGCCGAUUCAGCGCCAUAGGCGUUACUGGUCAUGAUCCAGUCGGGUUUUCACCAUCAGCGUUACGGAGGAAGGAUGGUGGAGGCAAGAUGAGAUGUUGAUAC
Molecule: messenger RNA, 817 nt
Organism: Trematosphaeria pertusa
Lineage: Eukaryota; Fungi; Ascomycota; Dothideomycetes; Pleosporales; Trematosphaeriaceae
Exons: 3
Coding region: 1-750 (249 amino acids)
Biological process (GO): conjugation with cellular fusion
Cellular component (GO): mating projection tip; membrane
Source: RefSeq, a predicted model, not a curated record